AAAAGAAAUAGAGAGAAAAAAAAGGGAGAUACAAUAAAACACCAUUUUGGACUCGCUCUCGGUAUCCAUACUACCUAGGGUUUCUCGAGCAGGGACAGCUAAACGUUGAGAUCAUGUCGGCAUAAGGGACGACCGGAAUGGACUCCGCCGUACUCGAUGAUAUAAUUAAGCGCCUCACGGAGGUCCGAUCAGCGAGGCCUGGCAAGCAGGUUCAGCUCUCUGAAGCUGAGAUCAAGCAACUCUGUGUUGCGUCCAGAGAAAUCUUUCUUCAACAGCCCAAUUUGCUCGAGCUAGAGGCCCCGAUCAAGAUUUGUGGUGACAUACAUGGGCAAUAUAGUGAUUUACUAAGGCUUUUUGAAUAUGGGGGUUUUCCUCCCAAUGCAAAUUAUCUUUUUUUGGGGGAUUAUGUGGAUCGUGGGAAGCAAAGUUUGGAAACUAUAUGUCUUUUGCUUUCCUAUAAGAUUAAGUACCCUGAGAACUUUUUCCUUCUAAGAGGAAACCAUGAAUGUGCUUCUAUUAACCGGAUCUAUGGAUUCUAUGAUGAAUGUAAAAGGAGGUUUAAUGUGAGACUAUGGAAAGCCUUUACUGACUGCUUUAACUGCCUUCCUGUGGCGGCUCUUAUUGAUGACAAAAUAUUGUGCAUGCAUGGUGGUCUCUCCCCUGAUCUGAAUAACUUGGAUCAGAUUAGGAAUUUGUCUCGUCCAACUGCUGUCCCUGACACUGGUUUGCUAUGUGAUUUGCUCUGGUCAGAUCCUGGAAGGGAAGUUAAGGGAUGGGGAAUGAAUGACAGAGGGGUUUCAUACACCUUUGGUCCUGAUAAGGUGUCAGAAUUUUUAACGAAACACGAGUUGGAUCUUGUUUGUCGUGCACAUCAGGUUGUAGAGGAUGGAUAUGAAUUCUUUGCCGACAGACAGCUCGUUACCAUAUUUUCUGCUCCCAACUAUUGUGGUGAAUUUGAUAAUGCUGGUGCUAUGAUGAGUGUCGAUGAAAACUUGAUGUGCUCUUUUCAGAUUCUAAAGCCUGCAGAAAAGAAAGCUAAGUUCUUGAUGACUAACAAAAUGUGAUAAUUGCUACGUCAUUGUUCUAUGGUAUCAGCCAAGAUUCUUUUCACGCUGCCCAGCUGUAUGAGACAUUCUUCAAAUUGGAAAAGAAGUAAGAAUUGUGCUUGAUGCUAUGUUAGUUUUCAGCUUGUCGGAGCUAAAGCUUCACGAGUCGGGUCCAAAAUCACAUGUCAUGGGGUAGCCUAAGCUAGCUGCGAUUUCUUCUCUUUCUUGUUUUAGCUUUUGUGCCUUGUAUUUUAGUACUUAAUCGGCAUUACAUUCUAGUACUUAAUCUGCAAUGGAUGUGUACAUAUUCCAGACAUGGUCGUUUUUGUUAUGGUUUAAGAAUUGGAGCUUUUGAGAUGAUUUGUCAUAUGUUUUUUGCCCAUUUCUGUUACUCCCAGAUUCUUGUCAUCAAUGACGAUGGUGAUGCCGGUGGCUGUGA
This is a messenger RNA of Tripterygium wilfordii, 1485 nucleotides long. RefSeq names its product serine/threonine-protein phosphatase PP1 isozyme 4. Gene Ontology annotation, molecular function: protein serine/threonine phosphatase activity. The transcript is spliced from 4 exons. Gene Ontology annotation, cellular component: nucleus; cytoplasm. The record is from RefSeq and is a predicted model, not a curated record. NCBI's taxonomy places the organism in Eukaryota, Viridiplantae, Streptophyta, Magnoliopsida, Celastrales, Celastraceae. Bases 138 to 1064 code for a protein of 308 amino acids.